AUGACUGAUAAUAUUAAUAAAAUAUUACAAAAUAAUGAUGGAAAUAAGCAGCAACCGACAGCUGCUUCUAUUAUGAAUUUAACAGAUAAUGAUGUAGUUAAAAUAUGGGAUAGCGUAUCGGCUUUUAUUGAAUCUUAUAUGAAACAAUCAAAAGGUAUUAUAAUUCCGGGUUUUGGUACAUUUAGCUUCAUACAUAAACGUAUUGAUGUUGGAAAUAAUAAAUUUUUACUUCUUCAAAGACCUGUUUUUUCUAUAUCUGAAAAAUUUGCUCAAACACAUGGCUUAAAAUUCACACGCUACACUGUAAAUGGCUCAAUACCAGUUCAUCCAUUGAAUUAUUCUUCUAUACAACAAACAAACACAAUAUAUAAACGUGAUCAAGUUGAGCAAUGUGUUAAACACGUUUUGCAAAUAUUCAAUCGUUCUAUAGCUGGACAACGUAAUGUUGAAUUUACAUUUUCACAUAUCGGAAAAUUACAUAUACGAAAUGGAAAAGUUAAAAUGAAAUUUUUUAAAGAUUUUAUUAGCACUGUUGAUGAAAAUGCUGGAAAACAUAUUAUUGAGAAUAUGUGCAAUAGACCAUAUACAUGCGAUUCAGUGAUGUCAGAUCGAGACGGAGCUCGACCAUCAACAUCAUCAAAUGUUGUUCUUCCAAGAAUAAACAGUCGCAUUGGCGCUUCAUCAAUGCAAGUCAUUCAAGAAGAAAAUCAAGCUGGUGAUGAUGAUGAACAAGAUCAUGUUAAACAAGAACCGUCGUCGCGUAAAAAACCAACGAAUUCAACGGGAACAGCAUCACUAUCAUCACAUGUAAUAAAAACAACUGGAAUAGGAAAUUCACUCGAUGGCGUUAUUCCCAUCGCAUCACUUUUUUCUUCAGCGGAUUUUAUUCAACCACCGGUAACGAUAAAAAAGCCAUCACCACCUUUAAGUCCAAUCAAACGAUCAACAUCAAUAAAUCAAACUGAACAUGAACAUGAACAUGAACAAGCAACAGUAAAUCCGCCCAUAAAUCGUGCUAUUGUACGAUCAACAAAUGAAUCUCAAUCUUCAUUGGGUUUUACUCGUUCGGGAUCAGAUCGUAUAAAUGUACGUGAUCGUAUAUCAUCAUCAUCAUUAAAUGUUUAUACUCAACAAUAUCAACAUGUAAUACCUAAAUCGACGACAUCAUGUAGUCAACAUGAUAUGAGUCAAGAACUUUGUCAAGCAUGUCAUCAACGUGCCAAACGAAAUAUUCCCGUUUAUUUACAAGAAGAAAAACGUAUUCGUGAAAUGGAUGAAGACAAAAUCCUUCAAGAAUAUCAACAUAAUUUAUAUCUUGAAGAUAAAAAUAAACGAGAAGCAGCAAGAAAAGCAGCUCGAGAAGAUAAACAACGGUUAGAUGCUUUCAAUUUAGGUAUUGCACAAGCAACACGAGCUAAAAAACUAGAACGACCGAAAACUACAGAUAUAUCGCGCUCAAUAAUAUUUCGAAAACGUGUUAAAACACCUCCUGGUUAUCUUCGACAAAAAGAUUUAGCUCAACAAUUAGAAGCUCAAAUAAAAUCAAAACAAGAGGAAGACCAUUCAGAAAAAAUAGAUAAAGAAUUUGCUGAACGUCUCGAACAAAUACAAUUAGCUGAAUCAUUGACACAAGAACGAGAGAAUUAUUUGAAAAAUAAGCGUCGUCGUCAAGAAGAAUUAAAAAGUGCUUUACAGAAUCAAAUUCAAAAUAAGCCUACGGAAUUACCGUAUUGUGAAUCUGAAGCACCAUAUUUUGGUUUGAAUGAUAUGUCGCUUGAAAAAUUAAAAGAACGUCGUCGCCAAGCAAUCGAAAUGGUUCGCCAACAAAAAGAUCUUGUUGAACAGCGACAACGACAACAAUUAUUGGAACAAAUAAAUAAUCAAGAAUAUGAAUUAAAAGUCUUGCAUACGAUGAAAGAAGAUCUUCUAUCAGAAAGGCACGAAAGAGAACGUCGUGAAGUAACAAUACGUAAAGAUCUUGAAACAGAUUGGUUACACGCUACAGAUGAAAAACGUAAACGUGAUGGAAAUGAAAAAAAACAUUUAAAAGCUCCGCAAGGUACUCUCAUACACGAACAGUGCGAUCAAUAUAAACGAUGUGUUCAAUGCCAACGUAAUUUGAAUAACUCUGGUAAAAAUAAUUUUUGGAAAGAUACACGGUAUAUACCUGGAACUCAUAUCAUGGUUUAA
Molecule: messenger RNA, 2190 nt
Organism: Rotaria socialis
Lineage: Eukaryota; Metazoa; Rotifera; Eurotatoria; Philodinida; Philodinidae
Source: the annotation of a GenBank genome assembly